GAAAUGUGUUUGAAGUUUGUGUUCUCAGCCUCUGAAUCUGCAAAGUGCGAAGUGUCAACACCGCGAAGACGGGUAGGAUUGUGAGUUCCUUGAAGAAAAUGGCAUGUUUCCCGUUUGAACUUCUCCAAAGGGUCCCCUCCUUUUUCCCCUUCUGUCUUCACGCCAAUCCCUCUUUUCUCUGACCCCUCAAAAAGCAUAAAGAAAAAGCAAAGGAGGAGAGGAAGAAGGAGACAAUCCCACUCUCUCUCAGAUUCCAUUCCACUCCACUCUCUCUCACACUCAUUUUCAUCAUUCCAAAAAAUCCUUCUUUGUUUACAUUAUCUUCUUUCCCGUUUGCUCACUUCCUUGUAUGAACCAAUUGAGAAAGCAGCCAAGAUUCGAACUGGAAAGAUCCUUGAAAUUAUCAACAUCUAACCCAUUCUUCCAAAUCUUUACUUUUCCCCCUCGAAUCCUGUAUAUUCAAUUCAUUCUUUCUCCUUUUUCUUUUCCUCAUAAACCCUUUUCCUUGUCUGUUCCCAUUCUUGCUAUUGUAUUAUUUUUCUUGAACUUUCUAAUACAGGCACAUAUAUAGACACAGAAAUACAGUAUGCGGGUCUGUUAUUGGAUGGGGUGAGUUGAGAUGGGUGGCGUAGGAAGAGUGGAGGUGAUUGGUAGCAAAGGGUGUUCAAAGCUGUUUGUGGAUAUUUCUUCUUCAUUCAGAGGGCUACAACCUCAUUCUUUAGACCCACCAUUGCCCAUGAGCCCAGCUUCCUCUAACACUGUAGUAACAGAAUCGAGGGUCGCAGCUCGAUCCGUUGGCCCACUUUCUGGGCUUGUCAUCUGUGUCACUGGAUUAUCAAAAGAAGCCAGGAUGCAAGUGAUGGAAGCAACAGAGAGGUUGGGUGGUCAAUACAGCCCACAUUUGCAUCCACAUUGUACCCAUUUGGUGGUUCAAAGCUUUUGCGGCCGCAAAUUUGAGCAUGCCCUGAAACAUGGAUCCAAAACUGGUCUUUUGAUUGUUACACUGGGUUGGUUUGUAGAUAGUGUGAGAAAUAAUGUUAGGUUGAGUGAAUCACUUUAUAGUGUCAAAGUUGCCGGAGAAGGUGUCUCUUUGGAUGUUUUCAACCGAAUUGGUCAGAAAGAUGACACUCAGACUUCUUGUCUUCCCAUGGGAGCACUUGAACAUCACAAAAAAUCCAACACGAUUGAAGAGCCACAACAGAAUGUUUCAGAAAGAGAAUAUAUGAGAAGAACUACAGGCUCUCCUUUGUUUGGUCAUUCAUUUUAUGUAGAUGUUGGUGUGUCUGAUGAGCUGCGUAGGAAGGUUGUUGAGGCGGCUUCUGCCCAAGGUGCUACUUUGGUGGAUCAAUGGUUUGUUGGUUGUGGGGCCAGUCACAUAGUGUGCGAGGGAAAUUCUAUUCGGAAAUAUCUUGGUCAUUCUACAAAUAUUGUUACACCGUUAUGGGUUCUGAAGACUGUGAAGGAAAAGCAACUGCAAAGACUUGUUCACAUAUCUGCUGAUCUAGCUAAGCAAACGGGGAUAAUGGUUGAGAGUAUUCAAUCUGGCAUUUAUAGAGAGGGGAAGAAAACGAUAAUAAUGCCGUCUCAACCCUUCCUAGAAAUAAAUGAGGAUAUUGUUCUGCAGGAUGAUGCACCAAAUUCUAUGUCUAGAAUAAGUCAUGAAGAGAGGCAAAAGAUCGUGAACCUGGCUAAAGAUGGAGUAAGGAAGAGACGGGGUAAACGUAUGCAGACAUGCCAAACCCCUAUGCGUCCAAUAACACCAAGUAGCCUUUUGGAUUCCAUCUGCUGGUCAAUUUCGGAGCCAACUUCAACUGCCUCUAUUUAUAUGGACUCUUCUAGCGUCGAAGAUGCUAACCUGCAAAACACAUCUGUCUUCUAUGACGCUAAGGAGGAUGGGAAGGAAUCUGAAUUUUCAUUUGUCAACUUAUCCCGACCACUUAAGGAAAGUGAGAAAUCAGAGCUGGUGCUAAAGAGCCACUUUCUUACCAUACUGUUUCCAGUUGACCGAUUUUCAGAAAUGGGUCCUUGCUCAAGAACAUAUUUCAGUGAUAAUAAUGGCUUUAAGUGUCUGCAGGUCUUGGAUUAUAUAUAUGCAUUUUACCAGGAAAACAUGUCUAUUCAAGAAAUCGAGGUAGCCAUUCACACAGACUCCAGAUAUGCUGAUAGGCUGCGUGCUGUAUAUUGCAGCCGUGAAACCACAGAACGUGGCUAUGCGGAAUUCAAAAGGAUCGAGUUUAUGGGUAGCCGAAAGAGCUUUGAAAUGUUGAAGCGUGUUUCUGGGGAUAAUAGUAGCAAUGUGUAUGAGUUGCUGAUUAGAGCUUGAAGGCAAUACAGAAAACUAAAUCACUUCUUUGGUUUAUUAUGAGUGUCUUCUUGAAAAAAAAAAAGCUGUAAAUAUUUCCCAACAUAAAAAAAAAAAAAAAAGUUUUCAUGCUGUUUAUCCUUGUGCAUGCAAUCUGGACAAUGAUAUUUGUUUUUUUGGUGUGUUCUAAUUGGAACACAACCAUUGUUGUUAUUGAUAGCUGUUUCUUGUGUAACAAA
Ipomoea nil (Japanese morning glory) is the source of this 2541-nucleotide messenger RNA. RefSeq lists its product as uncharacterized. The transcript is spliced from 11 exons. The record is from RefSeq and is a predicted model, not a curated record. Lineage: Eukaryota; Viridiplantae; Streptophyta; Magnoliopsida; Solanales; Convolvulaceae. Bases 620 to 2323 code for a protein of 567 amino acids.